Chroicocephalus ridibundus (black-headed gull) is the source of this 1265-nucleotide messenger RNA. RefSeq names its product C-C motif chemokine 13-like. Gene Ontology annotation, cellular component: extracellular region. The coding region runs from base 810 to 1100 and encodes 96 amino acids. Gene Ontology annotation, molecular function: chemokine activity. The transcript is spliced from 3 exons. Gene Ontology annotation, biological process: immune response. NCBI's taxonomy places the organism in Eukaryota, Metazoa, Chordata, Aves, Charadriiformes, Laridae. The record is from RefSeq and is a predicted model, not a curated record.
AUUCUACGUCUCCGUGGGGGAGUCCGGGAGGGUGCAUGGGGCCAAACCACGUCCUUGCCGGCCUUGGGAAAGCCACCAGAGAGCGGGGCAAGAGGCAGGUACAGCCCAUGAGGAGGGGGCUUCCCAUGCUCCCCGUCAGCCAUCCCGGUGAGUGGAGACCCCGGGCCCAAAUUCGAUCAGAGCCGCCCCUCGGGGAUGCCUGGUAGGGCUCCACUGACAGCCCACGCUCCUGGGACACCGUAAGGAGAUGUGAUGGGCACUGCCACAGUGACAGACGCUGUGACGGGCACAGCCACCCGAUGGGCAGCCAGCGACGGGUCUCAGGGUGAGGGUGGGCUGGGGCGAGCCCGGCCACUGCUGAGCCACUCGCCCCGGCGCAAAAUUGCAAGAGAGGCAUCGCAGCCAGGCUGACAAUAGCGGGUUUUGAAAAUAAACUCGCUGAGGACUUCAGCAAGGCCAAGCAUCAUCCUGUGUGGUUUGCCGGUGGCAACAGCCAAACCCAAAAUAGACUGCCGGCCCCGGUGCAUCACCAGCGACGCAGAGCCGCCGGCUGCUCACCACACUUUCCAGCAGCCCUCGGGUACCACAAGGGCCAGAGGGGCCAGGAGAAGGAAUUUCCAUUCACUGGUUGCCCUUUAUCAGCAUCUCUGGGCGGUUCUUUCCCCAGGGAGAGUCCAGAAAUGUCACGGAAAGCCUGGCUGGGAGGGUAUAUCAUGACGAGGUGCCGGCAGGAGAAGCAGGUAGCUCUUGGGUGGCUCCGAGUCAGCAAGAGCUGCCGGCCGCUGCGCUGACCAAGCCCCGGGUUGGACAUGAAGGUCUUCUCCUUGGCGCUGCUCACCCUGCUGCUGGCCGCUCUCUGGACUGGAAGCCAGGGUGUCUCCUUGCGCAGCCCCUACAGCACGUGCUGCUACAAGGACAUGUUCAUGCGGAGGAAAAUCCUUGCCUCCAACAUCAAGAGCUACCAGACGACGCCUUCCCACUGCUCCCACAGAGCCGUGCGCGUGGAGCUGCUGAAUGGGAAGAAGUUCUGCGUGGACCCGGAGGAGCGCUGGUUCCAACAGUAUCAGCAGCAGAAAAAGACAACCAGCGCCUCCACGUGAAGCUGCCUUCCACAUCAACUCUAUUUAUUUGCAUCCCGUAAUUAUCCGUGUGUUCUCAUCUCGUUCUGUUACGGAGCUGGGUCUGUCCCCUCCCGUGCCAUCGCCCCCUCCACACUAUUGGAUGUCCCUCGAUGGCUUUAAUAAACUGUUUUGUGCUGACCUGCA